Messenger RNA from Anopheles stephensi (Asian malaria mosquito), 5976 nucleotides. RefSeq lists its product as uncharacterized. Bases 601 to 5601 code for a protein of 1666 amino acids. Gene Ontology annotation, biological process: signal transduction. The transcript has 6 exons. NCBI's taxonomy places the organism in Eukaryota, Metazoa, Arthropoda, Insecta, Diptera, Culicidae. The record is from RefSeq and is a predicted model, not a curated record.
CACUUUGUUGUGCGCCUGUACGGGAGUGAAAUUUGACCAACUCCCAGGAAUUGCCUUUGUUUUCUUGUUUGCUGGAGCAAGUACACAUGCGCAGCUGCGGGUGCAUUAUUGUUUAGAACUGGAGUUUUAGCACGCCACACAUGCGCACAGUCAUCGGCGAUGGGGCUGGCGAGAGGAGUUAGUUACAGUGGCAGGUACCGAGCCGACAAGAACGCAUUACCGUUUGUCCAUUCCACGAUCAAUCCGUGUGUGUAGUGCAGAUCAAGUGCACGGUGCUGAUUUCUUCUUCUCCAGUGCUACUGUAAGCCGAGUGCAGUUUUUGCCGUCAUUUUAGGUCAUUGGAUACAAACGGGAAUAGCGUGUACAAAAGCUCCUCCAACACCGAUGGAAUGAGAAAAAUUCGCGGGAAUUGAAGGUGUAAGGACUAAGAAUGUGCGGCUGUUGCUGGCUACCGAUAGCUGUGUGUGUUGUGGGAUAGUGAAAAUUGUAAAACGAAAUCGGUUCAAGUGUUUGCAAAUUAUAACAGAAGAUUCUCUCUGCCACUCGAGACAAGACGCCGCCACAGCCGCGCAUGCGCUAGUCUAGACGUUAGAGUUGAGGAUGAUGGAGCAGCAACAGCAACAGAACAACUUAAGCGAGAGCAAACCAGCUCAGCCAACCCCGGUACCAUUACCGCGCCCAAGACAGCAUGUGAAGCAGCUGGAACCGGCAGACGCAACAACGCAAACGACAGCCUAUAUCAACGUUGCCGUAGUAGAACCGAACAUUCCUCCAUCGAUUAACGCACCCGUACCGGCCCCGAGACAGCGGUCGAAGGUGGUAAUAUUUGACGACGGGGAGCAGCAUAAAUCGAAGCAUGGCACGCCCGCGGAAUGUGAUGAUGAGCGUUAUCAGAACGUUGUUAUCAUACGUCCGGCACCACCAAGCCCGGUUAAACCCGCCAGUGAAGGUAAUAGCAAUAAGCCGGUAAACAAAGAUCGUCCUUCGGAUGAAGCGAAUACCAACGUCCGUACGGCGCCGGAUAUAUUGCUCACAGACAACCUGCGGGAUUUGAAGCUUAAUAGUGAGCUUCGUGAAUCGGAAGAAGAAAACCGAACGGCCGGUGGGGAUGGAAAAUACAAAACCCUUUCACCGGGCGAUCUGUUCAAAACGAUCGGCACCGCGUCGCGUAUGCUAACCGAAUCGAUUGGUGAGCGGGUUGCGCACAAGACGAAGAAGGUUGCCCAUAACGUGCGCAACACUGGCACAAGCCUGGUCGCUUGGGGUCAGGAAUCGCGCAAGAGUGCUGCCGGGAAGCUACUUAAAGGUGUUGGUAGCAAGCCGGAGAAGCCGGCGGAACGUCCGGAAGACCAUCAGACGGGAGGAGCAUCAUCAUUGGAACAGCAACAGCAAGCAAGCAGUCCGAAGGCCUCCGGGAAAACAAGACCACGGUCCCUAGCGUCGCCGGAUGGUGUAAUGGGAAAGAUUCGCUUCGAUAGUCCACUGAUGAACAAUGCCACUCGCGUGCAAGCUACGUACGAUACACCGAAGAAGAGUGGCCUCGUGCUACGGUCACCCGAUUCGGCAUCUUCCUCCCCGGCACAGUCAUCAAACGGUGGUAAUAGCAGCGUGCGUGUUAGCAGCAGCAGUUUAGCAUCGUCGGAAGGUGGUGCUGGGGUGGAAAGUGCUCGCGGUCGCUUCGAACGGAAUGCUCCCGCUAGCCAAAGUCUGUAUAGCCGUAUCGUGCCGAAGCGGAACCGGGGCAUCAACAAUAAUGAGUCCGUAAUGCCUCCACCAGGGCUACUAACACGUACCAGCAAAAACAAAAGCGAAUCAAACCUGUACGAGUCAAUAUUUUACGUUGGACCACCGAAGGCGACCGAAGCGAGUGAUGGGCUGUACGGGAAGUUAAACAUUAUAUCUCGGCCAACAAUUUCUUCCAGCUCGAGCAGCAGCUCGGUGUCGGGUGGUGGUGGCUCCGAAGAGGACAACACGACCAUCCAUGAAAACAUACAGAUACGGGAAAAAACUACCAACUCCAAAACUACUGCACCCACUGCUGCAGGUGCAUCUUCUCCGUCGCGCCAUCGUAUAUUUUCACGGCGUCUUUCAGUCGGGGAGCAGCAACCGCAACAGAAUUUACGCUCGGAAUCAUGGAACUUUUACGACGUAAGCACCAAUGCUGGAGGUUCAGCAGGAGUUUUGGGAGAUGAAGAGGAAGAAGAGGAGGAGGAGGAGAUCAGCCUUUCGCACAUAAGCACACCGGAACCGGUGUACGAGAACAGUGUCGAACCAUACCGGCUGUUGCCAAUAGCUGACCAGCUCGAAAUGCUGCAACCGGUACCGAUCGGUGAGGACGAUAGCAUCCACCGUCUGCGGCAUGAUUACGACGAGGUUUCCAUUGCGGACAUUAUAGACGAGUUUGAUCCAUUGGUGGCUGGUGCUGGCGGUAGUCGUACGGCAAUGGAAGGCAACAUCCAGCGACCGUGCGGUAAUUUGGCGCUGAUCGAGAAUCUGCUCGGCGAGGAAUCGUACAGUCGGAUGCCGAAGCGUGUGUCAAUGGCGGAUCGUUGUCCGAAACCGCCAAAACGUUCCGAUUCGUUGUUUGUGUCGGAAACGUCUUCCGUAGGAGCAACAGCAACUAGAGCAGCAGCAGCAGCAGCAGUACCAGCAGCACCAGAGCGUGCUGUUCCUGCUAAGCCGGCGCGUCGAAAGACCAGAUCGAGUACUGCAGAGCAAACUGUUAGUCAAAUCAUACAUCAAAAUCUAAACCUUCCCACCGGUAGUGUGGAAAACCUGGUCGAGCUGGAGGAACGAUUUAUUGAACCACAUCUUUCGUCCGUAUGCUCUGAUGUUGAUGUGCAGGAAGACGGUCCGGUUGAUUUGAGCUAUCCACGAGAACCACAAACGAGCUGGUACGUUGCGGAUGAGGAGCAACGGCAAGUUCCACAAGGUCAGGUAGCGGCUAACAACGCCGAUCGGUUCCGGAAACGCGGUGUUGUUGUUCCCAUUAAUGAGACUGCCGAUCCGAACGCGAAGGUUUCAAAGAAUCCGCCUGUGGCACAGGAAGAAGGUGGAGGGCCAUCAACGGCAGUGGAUGAUCCAAGAACGUCCUAUCUGCCCACCUAUUUCGAAGCAAUCGGUGGAACGGAUCCACUCUUUGAGCGUGGUCUGGCUGGAUCUCCCGCUGGUGCUGCGGCCUCCAUCAAGUCCCCCAGCGUUGCCACAAAGCUGUUGAACGCAUUAAAACGGAAGCCCAGCUUUAACAAGGGUGGCACUGGCGAACAUUCCUCCUCCUCCUCCUCCACCGUGCUAACCACACUCGAGAUGGUCCCGAAGCCGAAGCUAACCGAGCGGCUCAUCUCACACAAAGGACACGUGCUGAAAUUUCCCUCCGGCAAGAUCGGCGACGUACUGAACGAACUGUCUCCUCGGUCGGUAGUGUUGCGCGAGCGUAUCUUCCAAACCUAUCUCGACCCACAGCAAACCCUGCCGAAGGAAGCGAUCCAUCUCCGUCACAUCCUCUCGGUACAGAGCAUCCUGCAGCACAAGUUUGCCGGCGAAGGACGACUCGAUCUGCACUGUUUCGAGGUGGUGCUCGGUGUGCCGAAGGGUGUCAGCUCGUCGACUGGUGGAUCGGCUGGCAGUGGUUCAUCGGCACUGGCCGCCGCAUCCAUGUCCACCAAUCCGGAGUUAUUGAUUACGAGUGGUACAUCAGCAAACGUGAAACUCGUACGUCAGUCGUACAUGUUCGGCACGCACAAACGUUCCGAUCGGAAUCUGUGGAUGGCGAAAAUUCUCCAAUCGGUAACGGAUGUGUUCGGGAGCGAGUGUGAUUUAUUGCGUGAGUUUCUACGGGCGGGUUGGUGUUACGUGAAGAAAUCCGUAUCGGCGGCAUGGUCCGGUGCGUGGUUGCUGCUAGCGAAACGUAAACUGUAUCUGUACAGCUUUCCGGAGGAUCGGUUGGAAGAGCUCGAUUUACGUAAGGCACGGUGUAUCGGGGUGGUUGACAAUGAACCGAGCACGAUCGGCAAUCUAUACGUCGAGUCCGGGCCCAGCCUGUUCAUCGACUGUCCGCCAUACACGACACUUUACUUCGUGAUGGGAUCACCGCGUGAAACACAAAUCUGGCACAAGGUGAUCCGGCAGGUGGCGCACAAAAACGGACCUACACUGCACAGCCAGCAGCUAACGCGGGGUGACGUGCCCGUGCUGAUAGACAAAUGCAUUAACUUCAUCUACGCGCACGGCUCCAUGUCGGAGGGUAUCUACCGGAAGUCAGGCUCCCAGUCAUCCGUAGUGCGCAUCCUGCAGCUCUUCAACGAGGACGCGUUCAACGUCCAGCUGACGCGGAGCGAGUACAACGAGUACGAUGUGGCGGGUGCGUUGAAAAAAUUCAUUCGCGAGCUACCGACCUCAUUUUUCGGCAAUUACGCGGCAUCGUUCGUUGCGAUCGGCACGCUCAGCGGCGAUGCGCAGGACGAACAGCAGCUCAAGCUUGAUUCGUACCGGCAGUUGCUCGAUCGGUUGCCCCGCAUCGAGUACUGCACGUUGAAAAAGUUGCUAGGCCAUCUCGCGUUCAUAGCAUCGCUCGAGCAGCACAAUCGGAUGGGUGUGCCGAACCUUGCGAUGAUCUGGGGAUCCGUGUUGCUUGCCAACGCGAGCCAGAACACCGUACAGGAGCGUGGCGGUGGGUAUCACCAGCAGGAUGCGGACGUGGUGGCGGAUCUGAUCCGACUAUACAGCAGCCUGUUUCCGGUCGGGGCCGAAGAGCUGUACCGCGAGCAGCUGAUGCUGUCGGUGCUGAAGAAGUAUCAUGCUGCGGCAGAAAAUCUUUCGGACACUGUUAAACAUUCGGGUGAUUUGAAGGUAUGGAUCACGAUCGAUUGCGACAGUGCGCCCGAGGAGGAAGGCCUGCGUAGUGAUGGUUCUGCUGGGAGAAAACAUGGUGUGGGAAAGGAGGACAAAGCGCAAGUGAACGUAGACGUCAAUCCUACGAAAACUGCUGCCGACAUAUGCAAGGAGCUGGCAGCAAAAACCAAACAUCCCUGGUAUAAGCUUACACUGUACGAGGUGAUUGCGAACGAUGCGCUCGUUCGCCCAAUACACUACAGCGAGAAAGUGCUGGAGAUUGUUGUUCGAUGGACGUACUGGGACGAAGCGGAUCGGAAAAAUAAUUACCUCACGCUCAAACCAACGACCACGUUCAACGAUGUGUAUCGUACCAUCCAGAAGGCACCGGUCCUUACGCCCACGAUGGAACUAAAGUUUGCCGAGCGGAAGACGAAAGCCCUGCGCAACUAUCAGCUACAACUGAUCGGACGUGGCCUGGUGGUGUUGAAAAAGCUGGAAAAGAAGGAUAAAGGGUACGAGGAGGUGAUGAAGAUUGAUCUCACCCAAAUGACGGCGUACAUUGGGUGUGAGCCAAAGCGUGAUCGGUCCAGCCUACGGUGGGCCAUCACGCUGGUGGAUCAUAGCUUCAAGAAGAGAACACGCGACUCCCCAUUCAUCGGCCAUGUGUUUGGAGGGUUCGAUUUCGCUAGCCAAAUACUGUGGUAUUCGAGUAUUCUCUACAGCCAGUAUAAGGAUGACAUUCUGCCUAGUGGGGAUUUAUUUUUUUGAAACGCGUAGCCUUUAGCACAAUUGUUAUUUUCCUCACGGACAAGGUAAGGUAAUGCAUAUUUUUCUUUAUUGAAUUGCAAAAGAAGAACUUAGGACUUUUUUGAAAUUUAACGUUUUGAUUGUUUUUAGCUUUAAGAUCCAAAUGUUUACCUUAUUUUUGACAAGAAUUUUAGAGAGAGAGAGAGAGAGUGAUAUGCGCAAAAGAGAAACAGAACUAUACCGUUAAUUUGUGAUCGCAAAAAUUGCUGAUUUGAGCCAUAUUAAGUUAACGUUCAUUCCAAACUGUUAAACAUGUGUGUAUACAUUGUUAAAUUGCCUUCAAGUAAGAUUACAUGAAAAUUGUAUGAAUAAAAGCUAACCCACUGAACUGAAUAA